AUGUUUGACUCCCGACCGAUACCACAGUCAAUGAGUGUUACAUUGGGAUAUUUUGAAUACAUUACAACUGUGCACACGAUUUACGAUUUGAGACAUUUAGAGUCAUUUAGGACAUCAUAUGGUGUAUACAAACGGAUUGUUCACUACAAUUAUAAUACAUUUGAUGAAAUUGACGCCAGAUAUGACAUUACAUUACUUAAAUUAGAUUCACAUUUACCGAUACAAACCAACAAAAGUUGUCGAUAUAUAGCGCAGACAAAUGGCAUUUGUUUGCCCGACACAGACAUUGUUAAUACAGAUGAAGAGUUGGCAUUAACUGCUGGUUUUGGUUAUAUUGAUUACGGUAUUGCCAAUUAUGGACCACUGAUAAUGGGUUGGAUAAUAAUUGACAAACCUUUUAAUAAUAGUUUGGAUCUAUGGUCUGAUAGAAUCAUUGCUCACAGAUAUCCUAUCAAUUCAGGUGCUGCUACGUGUGCGGGUGAUUCUGGUGGACCACUCGUUCAGUAUGUCGGGAGUCGUGCCGUACUUAUUGGUUUAGUCAGAGGUCUGACAGCGUUUGAAAAUAUGAUUGAAACUGAUUGUAUAGAUUAUAACACAAUCAAUAAAAUGGAUUUUAUCAGAAUAUCACGAUUUGUUAAUUGGAUUAUCGAUACUAUUAAAUAUAAUUAA
Messenger RNA from Oppia nitens, 669 nucleotides. Its product is annotated as chymotrypsin-like protease CTRL-1. The transcript has 3 exons. Gene Ontology annotation, biological process: proteolysis. Gene Ontology annotation, molecular function: serine-type endopeptidase activity. The record is from RefSeq and is a predicted model, not a curated record. The coding region runs from base 1 to 669 and encodes 222 amino acids. Lineage: Eukaryota; Metazoa; Arthropoda; Arachnida; Sarcoptiformes; Oppiidae.